Molecule: messenger RNA, 1707 nt
Organism: Aphanomyces astaci
Lineage: Eukaryota; Oomycota; Saprolegniomycetes; Saprolegniales; Verrucalvaceae
Exons: 3
Coding region: 52-1623 (523 amino acids)
Biological process (GO): transmembrane transport
Cellular component (GO): membrane
Molecular function (GO): transmembrane transporter activity
Source: RefSeq, a predicted model, not a curated record
CAAUUGACGACAUAACAUGCAGAUCUAUCCGCUUGUCAUUGAUCAUUCAACAUGAUGCACAUCGACCCGCGUGACACGGACGUGGACAGCACGCGGUCGUGCGUAGAUAACGUUGCCUACAUCGUGGAGCAGAAGGAUAUGCCGUCGUUGCAUCGAUCGCCCCCGCGUCAAUGCAACGACAUGUUAUUCCUCAUCGCGUUUCUGGCCGUGAUCGGGAUGACCGUAGCGUUUGCCGUGCAAUUCGGUCCUAAGUUCAUCCAGGAGACGCAGCUCCGAGACAAUCCCGAUACGACCGGCUUCAAGAAGGUCCUCAACUACGCGGCGAUGUGCGGCGGCGCGUCGAUUGGCAUUUCCCUCGCGUGGAUUGUGACCAUGAUGUUCCUGGGCGAGUUUGUCAUUUGGGCGUCGUUGUUCUUCAUGAUCGGUGCGUGUGUGUUUGCCGGCAUCUUCAUGACCAAGAAACUACACGAGCGCGAAGCCAAGGUGUACUGGUGGCCGGCGCCCGUAUUUGGGCUCUUGGCGCUCCUCAUCACGUUGUACGCCGUGUGCAUCCGCAAACGGGUGAAAUUCGCGGCCGUGCACCUGAAAAUCGCCGGUAGCGCCAUCGUCCGGCUGCCCAUGACGCUCAUUGUGGCAUUGGUCAUGGUCGUGGUGCAGUUGGCGUGGGCCAUCACGUGGUUCCUUGGCGUGUAUGGUCUCUUCGACCACCUCGAGUACAUCAAGCCCAACCACCAUUGCGCUGACCCACAUUCCGCCGCCAAGUGCAAACUUCAUGUGAAAUACGGUCCGAUCGUUGGCCUUUCGGUACCGAUGCUCGCCGUGUUCUUUUGGGGCGCCAUGGUCGUCAAGAACAUCGUGGCAGUCACGGUGGCCGGCACCGUGGCGGCGUGGAAGGUCAACGUCAGUACCCCGCUCAUCACACUGGGCGCGUGGGGCCGCGCCAUGACGCUGAGCUUGGGCAGCAUUUGCUUUGGCUCGUUGGUUGUGGCCAUCUUGGAAGCCAUCCAAACGGUCCUCAAUUCGAUUUCGAUGGUCGCGGCCCGGAGCGGCAACUGCGUCGCCGCGUGCAUCGUCGGCUGCUUGGCGUGUUGCCUCGGCUGCAUCAAAAACAUGGUCGAAACGUUCAACCGGUAUGCGUACGCGUACGUGGGCAUCCACGGGAUCAGCUUCCUCAAAGCGGGGCGGCAGGUAUCGCAACUGUUUCACAGCAAAGGGUGGACAGGUGUAGUGAACGACGACUUGACGCAAAAGGUGUUUUGGCUUGGCAAUUUGGUCGUGGGGGGGCUCACUUCGUUUGUGGCUGUGACGGUUGUGGCCGAUCAAGUGGAAAACCAGUCGUUUCAGUUCCCAGGAGUCAAGCGCCCAGAGUACAUGGUCGGCCUCGUGGCGUUCCUUAUCGGGUACAUCGUCAACAACUUGUUCAUGUCGGUCAUGGGUGGCGCAGUGACGACGAUCUUUGUGUUGUGGGCCGAAGACCCGCUCGGGUGGUCGCUCACGCAACCGAAACACUACGCCGCCUUGCACAACGCGUGGCUACGGAUCUACCCCGACGAGUACAACCACGGCCAAGGAGGCAAUCCACCGUCGGAACUUGGCAACAAGCCACACGCGAUGCCUGCAUAAGUCUUAUUCUAAUACACAAGUUACAUCCUAUGGAUGUAGGUAGUGUCGAAUGGGGGCAUAUUGUGUGUGCCAUAAACGAGUAGU